Messenger RNA from Aspergillus heteromorphus CBS 117.55, 1480 nucleotides. Its product is annotated as NAD(P)-dependent alcohol dehydrogenase. Bases 91 to 1206 code for a protein of 371 amino acids. Gene Ontology annotation, biological process: alcohol metabolic process. The record is from RefSeq and is a predicted model, not a curated record. The transcript has a single exon. Gene Ontology annotation, molecular function: alcohol dehydrogenase (NADP+) activity; zinc ion binding. NCBI's taxonomy places the organism in Eukaryota, Fungi, Ascomycota, Eurotiomycetes, Eurotiales, Aspergillaceae.
CUUCACUUAAGUUAUCUACUAAGUAUCCCCAUCCCCAUCUCCCACUUCCAUCCCCCACUUCCAUCCACAUCCACAUCCACCACACCCAAAAUGACCACCCCCGACACCUUUCACGGCUGGGUCUCGCAUUCCCCCACCACACCCCUCACCCUCACAACCUUCACCCCGAAACCGUUCACCGAAACCGACAUCGAAAUACGCAUCACGCACUGCGGCAUCUGCGGCACGGACGUACACACGCUGCGAUCGGGCUGGGGCCCAACAGACUACCCAUGCGUGGUGGGCCACGAGAUCAUCGGCAUCGUGACCCGAGUGGGCAGGGAGGCCUCAUUCCCGCCCAACUCGCCCUCUGCGCUGCAGAUCGGCGACCGGGUGGGAAUCGGCGCGCAAUGCCACUCGUGCUUCGAACCGACGUGCGACGCCUGCACCAGCAACCAAGAGAGCUACUGCCCGCAGAUCGUGAGCACGUACAACAGCCGGUGGUACCUGCGCGAGACGAAGCGACGCGGAGGGGAGAAGACCUACGGCGGGUUUGCGCGCACGUGGCGCGGUCCGGCCGACUUCGUGUUUAAGAUCCCCGAUGCGUUGCCCUCGGCGCAGGCGGCGCCGUUGCUCUGUGCUGGGGUGACGAUGUUUACGCCGUUGAGGAAAUACGGGGCCGGGAAGGGGAGGGCGGUGGGGAUUGUGGGGAUCGGGGGGCUGGGCCAUCUGGGGGUGAUGUUUGCGAAGGCGUUGGGGUGUGAGUCUGUGGUGGGGAUCUCGAGGACGGGGGGCAAGGAGGCGGAGGUGCGCGCGUUGGGCGCGGAUGGGUUUAUCGCGACGGCGGAGACGGGGUGGGAGAGGAAGUGGUCGCGGAGUCUGGACUUGAUCAUCUGCACCGUCGAUGGUGACGAUAUGCCCCUGGAGGGGUAUCUGAAGCUGUUGAAGAUGGAUGGGACGUUCGUGCAGGUGGGGGCCCCGGAGAAGCCGUUGCCGCGGUUGAUGGCGUGGGCGUUGAUUCAGAAGGGCGUCAAGGUGACCGGGUCGAAUAUCGGGUCUCGAGAGGAUAUCUCGGAGAUGCUGAGGGUCGCGGCCGAGAAGCAGGUGUUGCCGUGGGUGGAGAGUCGGCCGAUGGAGGAGGUGAAUGCGACGUUGAAGGACAUGGAGGCUGGCAAGGCCCGGUUUCGCUAUGUGUUGGAGAAUGCGGAGAAGGAGAGUCGGCUGUAGGUAGGGGGGGAACUGGUAUAGACGGGGUGUUUGGGUAGCUACAUACAGAAUACAGACUCUAGCCUACCAGCUUGACUCGGUCGAUCUGUCGGUCAGACAUCUACCGGAUGAGUGUUCCCGAAGAUUUCCAGCAUAGGUUUGUCGAGAAGUGGCCUCCAUUGCUCAUCCAGACCCUGCCAUACUGCCCUGGUCACUCUGAUCCCCCACGUGCCAAUAUACCAAACAUCUCUCAAUCGAUGGAAAAAUGCCGAGUGGUGGGCCAAGAUGACCAGAG